Messenger RNA from Mizuhopecten yessoensis (Yesso scallop), 3170 nucleotides. Its product is annotated as 1-acyl-sn-glycerol-3-phosphate acyltransferase alpha-like. Gene Ontology annotation, biological process: phosphatidic acid biosynthetic process. The record is from RefSeq and is a predicted model, not a curated record. The annotation marks the transcript as partial. Gene Ontology annotation, cellular component: endoplasmic reticulum; membrane. The transcript has 5 exons. NCBI's taxonomy places the organism in Eukaryota, Metazoa, Mollusca, Bivalvia, Pectinida, Pectinidae. Gene Ontology annotation, molecular function: 1-acylglycerol-3-phosphate O-acyltransferase activity.
CUUCAGAUCCCUGUUUCGUCCUCUUUUUCCUUGUUUUAUUUUGUAGAAUCAUAUUUAUUUAUCAACAUUUUACAUCUUUUCAGAUAUGUAACUUUUUUAGUGAACCUUGAGAGGAGGCUAUUUGGAUUGUCUAUAGAUGUCCGAGGACGUGAGAAUCUGGAGGCCGAUUCACCCUGUAUCAUAGUCAUUAAUCAUCAAAGUUCACUAGAUCUGUUUGGUUUGAUGGAGAUAUGGCCAAAACGGUGUUCUUGCUUAGCAAAGAAGUCGCUUCUGUACAUGGGCCCCCUAGGCCUGCUGAUGUGGAUGUUAGGAGUUGUGUUUGUUGACCGAGUUAGCCACAGCAAAGCUGUCUCCGCACUGUCAGAGGCAGCAGAACACACCAAGAAAGAGAAGACCUCAAUAAUAAUAUUCCCAGAAGGCACCAGAAACCACGGUGUUAGUAUGUUGCCGUUUAAAAAAGGAGCAUUUCAUCUGGCAGUAUUAUCUCAGAUACCUAUUGUACCUGUCGUUUUUUCAUCCUAUUCUGAAUUUUACAACAAGAAGGAGAAGAUAUUUUCUGCAGGUAAAUUCAUCAUCACAUGUCUUCCUCCGAUUUCAACUAAAGGGAAGAAGGUUGAGGAAGUUUCUGAGAUGGCUGAAAGUGUUCGCGAACAAAUGAUGGAGGUGUUUAAUCGAACAUCUUUAGAAUGCACACGGACAAAUCUAGUCAAUAAUCAUUGAAGUGUAAUGUACAAAACAGUGUAUAGAAUGCUUUUAUCUUAUACAGUGUCAUCACAGUAACCCAGCUCACUCUUUUUCUGGCAAACAUGGCUGAAAAUUCUGACAGCUGGAUUAUUGGGACAACCUUUGAAAAAGGAAAUCUGUUAUAUUUUAAUUAUGUAUGCUAUCUUGCCUUGAUGUGAAUCACUGGUAUUUCAUAUAAUCAGAAGCAUAAAUAACUUCCUUAUAUUCAACAAUCCAUGGAUUUGUAGAUAAGAACUUUAGUUUGUGUAACAAUCUAAUACAGACAUAUAUGUUUAAUUUAUGAAAUUUAAGUAAACAGACUAUCAGGAAUAGAUAGAAUAUAACAAUAAUUUUAAAAUAUAGUAGUUAUGCAAUAAACACAUCUAUAGAGAAAGUACAAUGGUAUAAACACACAGCUAUAGAUAAAGUACAAUGAUAUAUACACACAGCUAUAGAUAAAGUACAGUGCUAUAAACACACAGCUAUAGAUAAAGUACAAUGGUAUAAACACACAGCUAUAGAUAAAGUACAAUGGUAUAUAAACACAGCUAUAGAUAAAGUACAAUGGUAUAAACACAGCUAUAGAUAAAGUACAAUGAUAUAAACACACAGCUAUAGAUAAAGUACAGUGCGAUAAACACAGCCAUAUUUUAUAGCUAUUUUUACUGUAAACACACAGCUAUAGAUAAAGUACAGUGCAAUAAACACAGCUAUAGUUUAUAGCUAUUUUUACUGUAAACACACAGCUAUAGAUAUAUUUAUACUAUAUACACACAGCUAUAUCAGUAGAAGUGUAAUGAACAAAUGGCUAUAACUGUUAGUCAUUGCUACACUCAGCUAUUGCUGUUGCACAAUGCUAUAAACACACAGCUAUUGGUGAUGUACAAUGCUAUAAACACACAGCUAUAGCUGUUAGUCAUUGCUUCAAACACCCAGCUAUGACUGUUAGUCAUUGCUUCAAACACAUAGCUAUAGCUGUUGUACAGUGUUAUAAACACACAGCUAUAGCUGUUAGUCAUUGCUUCAAACACCCAGCUAUAGCUGUUGUACAGUGUUAUAAACACACAGCUAUGGCUGUUAGUCAUUUCUCAAAACACACAGCUAUAGCUGUGAGUUUAUAUUAAUGACUAACAGUUAGUUGUUAGUCAUUACUAUAAACACACAGCUAUGGCUGUUAGUCAUUACUAUAAACACACAGCUAUAACUGUUAGUCAUUACUAUAAACACACAGCUAUAACUGUUAGUCAUUACUAUAAACACACAGCUAUAACUGUUAGUCAUUACUAUAAACACACAGCUAUAACUGUUAGUCAUUACUAUAAACACACAGCUAUAACUGUUAGUCAUUACUAUAAACACACAGCUAUAACUGUUAGUCAUUACUAUAAACACACAGCUAUAACUGUUAGUCAUUACUAUAAACACACAGCUAUAACUGUUAGUCAUUACUAUAAACACACAGCUAUAACUGUUAGUCAUUACUAUAAACACACAGCUAUAACUGUUAGUCAUUACUAUAAACACACAGCUAUAACUGUUAGUCAUUACUAUAAACACACAGCUAUAACUGUUAGUCAUUACUAUAAACACACAGCUAUAACUGUUAGUCAUUACUAUAAACACACAGCUAUAACUGUUAGUCAUUACUAUAAACACACAGCUAUAACUGUUAGUCAUUACUAUAAACACACAGCUAUAACUGUUAGUCAUUACUAUAAACACACAGCUAUAACUGUUAGUCAUUACUAUAAACACACAGCUAUAGUUGUUGGUCAUUACUAUAAAUACACAGCUUAGGUGUAUUAGUUGGUGCUAUAAACACAUUUUGGGUUUUUUACCUUUUACACAUUUACAGCAGAGUGGCUAUCACUGCGGAGAUUUUUUAGUAUAUGUAUUUAUUGUUUUUAAUUCAAUACUUUAUCCUUUUCUUUGUACGAUUAUUUUAUCUGUUUGAUUAUUGUUAUGUUUUAGCAUUGCUGUACGUUUAAAUGUACAGCUAUCACAUAAUAAGCGUGGUAUGCGUUUAAUGCACCCCUGACCAUAUAAUAUCCCCCAGAGUAAGACCCUCUGUACACUUCCAUCCAGGCCUACAGGUGAUUUAUAUAAAAUGGAAAAAUCUGUUUCAUAAUUCUUGUAUAAUAAAUAGAGUUUAUUUUACUACAGACAAUAUGUACAGUGUCAUGACAUUAUGACAUUGCAUUGUCGAAAAAUAGAAAUUAAGUCAAAAUGGUGUUGCUGAAUACAGGUGUCAUAGUGAACAUGCUUUUUGUGAAUACACUUGUUUUUGCAUUGUGAUAAUAAUGAUCUAAAAUUCUUUUCCAUUUCAUAUUGGCUUGGUGAAACUUGUGGAAAAGUUUUUGUUCUUGCUCAACCUAUUUUUGUUUCAUAAAUCUCAAGUGAAAUGGAACUAAUUAUAGAUACUAUAUGUGUUUUUAAACUUACAUAUC